Molecule: messenger RNA, 612 nt
Organism: Rhizophagus irregularis DAOM 181602=DAOM 197198
Lineage: Eukaryota; Fungi; Glomeromycota; Glomeromycetes; Glomerales; Glomeraceae
Source: RefSeq, a predicted model, not a curated record
AUGGCUACUAAAUACUUUGUUACAUUUAAAAAUGAAAGCACCCAACCUUCUGUUGUUCAAUUCUGUGUUUAUCAACAGUAUCCCGACCUUCCUGGCUUAAAAUCAGUUGCAUGGAAAAAAGCCGGUGCAUAUAUGGGCGGACAAGCAACUGUUGAGUGGGUUAUUACCUAUUCAGCUGUUCUUAGUAAUUAUAAUGAUGAAGGAGGUAUUGGUAUAUAUGCUAGCAGUCAAUCAAUUGGAGCGGAUUUUAAAGACCAAUUUGAUAUCACCGAUGAAAGUGGCAUUCAAGUUGUCAAGAAAUCAGGUACCUCAGGGCAAGAUGGUACCAUCACAAUUACCAACAAAUCUAAUGAAAUGGCUAACGUCGGUAUCGGAAUGGAUGAUUCAUUGUCUUCGGUCAUUCCUAAUGUUUAUGGAGGAGUUGAGGAGGUUUUCCAAAUCACUCCAACCUAUUUUGUUGCAGCAUAUGAGAAUUUGGAAAUAGGACAACUUAUUUCCGAUGUCGGAAUAAUUGGAAAGCCUCUAACAUUGCAAUUUCCAAGUGGAGUCACAAAAGCUACUGUAAGAUUGAUUCAAGAUGGCCAGAAAUUAAAUCUCAAGAUUGAGUAUUAA